AUGAUUCGUUGGUUUAUUCUCUCUAGGGUUCGAAUUCGUAGUGCAACUACAAGAUUACAGCCGCGGAAUGUUUUUGGUAUCGGAGGAUCAGACGACACAUACCAAGUUGGAGACUAUUACGUAAAUGCAAUUGAAACGCAGCACGUUUUAGUUACCAAUGCUUAUGAUGAAAGUGAUCCUAAGGUGGUAGACACACUGAUAAGGAUAAAGAUUGCUUUUACACGAUUACCCUACUACUACAUGGUUUCAAUAGCACUGCCUAUAUUUUGUAUUGCCGCUGUGACUUAUGUGGUCGCAACGGUACAAGUUCCAAAGCUUUCGUUGAUCUGGCUUCUGCUCGCUGCCUUGGCACAAAUUCUCAUGUAUUGGCAAAUGGUCGACAAGCUGCCACCAGAUCACAAAAGGACGCCAAAAUGCGGUAAUGAAACUUGCAAUUGA
This is a messenger RNA of Enterobius vermicularis (human pinworm), 438 nucleotides long. Lineage: Eukaryota; Metazoa; Nematoda; Chromadorea; Rhabditida; Oxyuridae. The record is from the annotation of a GenBank genome assembly.